CCACUACUUUACAGAGCGCACUAAUGGCCAAUAAUUUAGAAACGAAGUUGCUUUUAUAUUGCGUAUAUGAGCAUGAUUCAACAGAAUUCCUCCACUUUAAGAUCAAACCCGGUUGGCAUUUGUGAUUAAAUAGCCUUGUCUUUUGUUAAAAAAUCCUCGCUUGAUUUUUGCUCAACGAUGGCCGUUAUCCUUCUUUUGGAUAGUGUUUUAGUUCCCUUGAGCCUCUUCCUUAUAGUGGGUUACCAUGUAAAUCUGUGGUGUUAUUUCAAGAUCAAGCCCUCCCGUAUCACGAUCGGAAUCGAAGCAUUGAGAAGAAAAGAAUGGUUUAUGAACAUGAAAGAGGGUGAUGAUAAGAAGGCGAUGUUGGCGGUUCAAAGCUUGAGAAACACACUAUUGACGACAACUAUAGCUGCAACAAUAGCGAUUCUGGUGGAGUUAGCAUUGGCAGCGCUAACGAACAACACCUACAACGCAAGCAGGAUUUUCCAGAGUGUAAUUUUGGAGCCAGAAUCGGGUAAUGGUGGGAGAAUUUUUGCUCUAAAGUUUGGCUCGACGUCUUUCUUUCUGUUGGCUAGCUUCUUUUGCAGCGCCUUGGGACUCGGGCAGUUGAUUGAUGCUAACUUUUUGGUGAGCGCUCCUGAGGAGUUCUCGUUUCCUGCAUACACACAGAUGGUGUUUGAGCAGGGUUUCAUGAUGGCUUUCAUUGGAAAUCGGAUUCUGUGCAUGUGCUUUCCUUUGUUGCUGUGGAUGUUUGGUCCUUUGCCGGUGGCCUUGUGCUCUGUGGCUCUGGUUUGGGGGCUUUAUGUUCGUGAUUUUGUGGGCAAGUUCUCAGUAAAUGAAGCUUAGUCUCACUUGAAAGAUGAAACCAGAUGUAACAAUACUUCAGAGAUUAAGAUCUAGAAUCCAUGUAUAUUAUUAAGCUAAGUCAGUUGUUUUUUUUGUUAGAUGAAAUAAAACGACUCGAUUAACA
Molecule: messenger RNA, 970 nt
Organism: Pistacia vera
Lineage: Eukaryota; Viridiplantae; Streptophyta; Magnoliopsida; Sapindales; Anacardiaceae
Exons: 2
Coding region: 178-846 (222 amino acids)
Source: RefSeq, a predicted model, not a curated record